AUGGAAGAUUGCCACUGUCAAGGCGAUUCCGGCACUGCGCCACGAGUCGCAGAGUCUCCCAGGGCGGAGCCCGCCUUUCGAAAGCGUUUCCCGGAGACCUUUCGCCUGAAUCCAAGCUCGCUGCGCCGCCACUCGCGGGCUCAGUCAAUAUGCAGCAGUGUAUCUUCCGCCCAUUUCUUUGACUCGGACACGGCAUAUUCUGCGUCUUCCGUCGCGAGCCCAAUUAGUACUGUGUACGAGAGCGAGACCGAGGAUUUUAUACGCCCCCUUUUUCAGGACCGGCCCAGCUCCAGAGUCGCCGAAAGGCGCCGCCAGCAUUUUGCGUCCUUCGACUCUGGGUCGACAUGGGUCGGCGACAGAGAAGAAGAAGCUAGGUUUACUCAAGAUAAGCUUGAAACUACGAUGAAAGCUGUUUUCGCUAGUUCGUUGUCGCCAAAGACAUUCCUAAGCGAAAACGAUGAAGACGAAGAUGACCUCAAGAGCCCGGCCACUGCUCAGAAUCUGAGUGACGACGACGCUUCAAUGUCCGGCAACUCAGAGGGCGGCGUUAGUGAGGAGGCCGAUGUUAACAGCCCUCGAACAUUCAUAUGCGACGCAAGCUCUGUCGCCACUGACGAGACAGUUGAGAGUGACGCCGAUACGCUGCUCACUUACACUCUGCAACUAGUCUACGGCAUUGACGCGCCGGAGCAAGAACAUCAGCUCGGCAAUAUGCGACGAUUGUCUGCAAGGUACAUUCGAUUGUUGGGCGACGCUAUUUGGCAAUCGCCCACCGUCGACGGAGAGCAGCCGAACUCGCAAGACAAUUCGUAUCCCAGUAACACAUCUUCGCCUAUACACGACGGCCGGCGUGGGUCACAUUCUGGGUCAUCCCAGUCAAGUUCCAAACGCAAACAGGAAGACGACCAUGGUGAAGAUGGCCAGGAGAAUGGGCAGGGAUCGGGCUUUGUGCCCGUGAAGAAGGCCAAGCACGCCAUUCGAGACGACGGCAGCCUGCGACUUAGCUGCCCUUUCCGAAAACGCAACCCCCAUCGCUUCAACGUGCGUGAUCACCACAGCUGCGCAAUGACGUAUUUCCCAAAAUUCGCAGAACUAAGACAGCACAUUGUAAAGCAACACAAGCGCGAUGACCCAUCGGCAUUCGUAUGCGAUAGAUGCAAUCGCGACUUUCGUUCGCGGAAAGAGCUGCGCGAACACCAACGACAGCCAAAAGAGUUUAUGUGUGAUCUAGCAGAUCACGAUCCAGAAUCUGGAAUAGACGGACCAACGUGCAACAAACUGCUCAGUCGCAAGCGCGCAAGCGGCGCCUCGCCGAUUAUACAAUGGAAAGAAAUAUGGAAUCUAUUAUUUCCGGAUGACGACGAUCAUGCAAUCCAGACAUCCAAUUUUACUCCCGUCAUUGAGCAUUUUGAGCUGGCGGCGCAGUUCUACACAUCGGUUGACCACUUACGGGCGUCCCUGCAAGACAAAAUAUCCAAUCAGGCCACGCUAGACACGAUAUGGACCAAAUUCCACCAGUGCUUCGCAGAGAGCGUGGAGCAGUGCCUCACCACAGCUCAAGGGCUGCCCUAUGUAAAUCGCAGCAACAAGAAGGGCGAGUCGAGCAAGACCGCGCAGCAAGCAGGCAGAAGCAGCCAUCGCAUGCCCAACAUUCAAGCGCGGCCCGAUUCUGGCAUCGUGCUAGACGACGGGUCGGAGGAGAGCGGCAGUGUUACCAGCAGUGGGGUCCGCUACAACGACAGCAACGCCAUCCUACACAUGCUCAACGGCGGCGACCAGCACGGUUUUGUGUUUGGCGAUAGCUCCAGCACGCCUGCGCUAUCGCUGCAUACACCUGCAUCGGUAUUUGACCCCAAUUUGCUUUCCGCUCCUGCACAACUGAUCCCUCGCGGCCAUGCCAUGACAUCAAAUCCCCAAACAGACUUCACACGGCUCUGGACAGACGAGAUGAUGUACAACACGACGGACAUGGGAGGUGCCGACCCAAGCGCGACACCACAUGGAAAUUGGGAAGAUACACCACCACACAUGGCAUUUUACGAAUCAACGACACCCAACUUAUUUUAG
Akanthomyces muscarius is the source of this 2067-nucleotide messenger RNA. RefSeq lists its product as uncharacterized. NCBI's taxonomy places the organism in Eukaryota, Fungi, Ascomycota, Sordariomycetes, Hypocreales, Cordycipitaceae. The record is from RefSeq and is a predicted model, not a curated record. Bases 1 to 2067 code for a protein of 688 amino acids. The transcript is spliced from 4 exons.